Molecule: messenger RNA, 1137 nt
Organism: Camarhynchus parvulus
Lineage: Eukaryota; Metazoa; Chordata; Aves; Passeriformes; Thraupidae
Gene: MREG
Product: melanoregulin
Biological process (GO): melanocyte differentiation; melanosome transport
Cellular component (GO): melanosome
Source: RefSeq, a predicted model, not a curated record
AUGGGGCUGCGGGCCUGGCUGCGAUCGCUCGGCUGCUGCGGCUGCUGCGGCGGGGAGGCGGCGGCGCCGGAGAAGGAGCCCCUGCUCAGUAACAACAAUCCCUACACGUCGUUCGGGGCCACGCUGGCGCGGGAUGAGGAGCAGAACCUGAGCACGCCCCACGACGUGACCCACACCGAGGCCGACGACGACCGCGUGCUCUACAACAUGAUCGUGGUCAGGAACCAGCUGGACAAGGACUCAGAGGAGUGGCAGAAGCUCAACUAUGACAUUUACACUUUACGGCAGACCCGGAAAGAAGUGAGGAGCAGGUGGAAACACAUUUUGGAGGAUUUAGGUUUCCAGAAGGAAGCAGAUUCCCUCUUGUCAGUGACCAAACUCAGCAUCAUCAGUGACUCUCAGAACAUGAGCAAAGCCCGGGACAUCUUGUUAAAGCUCUCAGAGGAGACCAACAUCUUCCCCACCAGCUGGGAGCUUUCUGAGCGCUACCUCUUUGUGGUGGACCGCCUCAUCGCCCUGGACGCCGCCGAUGAGUUCUUCAAGAUGGCCAGCGUGGUGUACCCCAAGCGGCCCGGCGGGGACCGGCUGGACGAGGGACCCCGGGCCCUGCAGAGCGUCCCCACGGUGCCCUGAGGGACCUGUCCUGGCGGUGUGACACGGCCAGCGCUCCUGGGCAGGCUGCUGUGCCCGGGGCCAGCAGGACAGAGCCCUCCUGGUGGCCCUGCGGACAAGAGAGUGGGCAGAGCAGGGCGAGCUGUGCCCAGCAGGAGCACGCACAGAAAGGGACGCUGGCACCACGGGGCUCCCGGGCACGAGGGAGUGACAACUGGGACACCACUGGCCAGUAGUGUAUGAAAUAGGCACAGGGAGGAUCUGCCAUACAAGGCAUUGCUGCCAGAGCCUCUAGUUCCAAGGGCUGUGAGGAAAUGCACCUUUCCACCUGGAUGAUACCUGCCACUGUCCCCUCCCUCGAGCUGCCAGCCAGGAGGAGCGGCAAGACAGGAAAAACACCUCUGUGUCUACAGCUCUAUGACUCUGUGCAGUGCUCCUCAUCCUCACCCCAGCCCUCCAGGCAGGUCCCAGGGGAUUGGGAAAGAGGCAGGAGCUGUGCCAGGACAGGAUUUCAUUCCAGGCAGC